This is a messenger RNA of Fukomys damarensis (Damara mole-rat), 3868 nucleotides long. It is a transcript of the gene Sirt1, whose product is annotated as sirtuin 1. Gene Ontology annotation, molecular function: NAD+ binding. Bases 144 to 1811 code for a protein of 555 amino acids. The transcript is spliced from 8 exons. The record is from RefSeq and is a predicted model, not a curated record. Lineage: Eukaryota; Metazoa; Chordata; Mammalia; Rodentia; Bathyergidae.
ACCUUCUGUUAAGUGAUGACAUUAUCACCAAUGGCUUUCAUUCCUGUGAAAGUGAUGAGGAUGACAGGGCUUCGCAUGCCAGCUCUAGUGACUGGACUCCAAGGCCUCGGAUAGGUCCAUAUACUUUUGUUCAGCAACAUCUCAUGAUUGGCACAGAUCCUCGGACAAUUCUUAAAGAUUUACUACCAGAAACAAUUCCUCCACCUGAACUGGAUGACAUGACACUAUGGCAGAUUGUCAUUAAUAUCCUUUCAGAACCACCGAAAAGGAAAAAAAGAAAAGAUAUUAAUACAAUUGAAGAUGCUGUGAAAUUACUGCAAGAAUGCAAAAAAAUAAUAGUUCUAACUGGAGCUGGGGUAUCUGUUUCAUGUGGAAUACCAGACUUCAGGUCAAGAGAUGGUAUUUAUGCUCGCCUUGCUGUUGACUUCCCAGAUCUUCCAGAUCCUCAAGCAAUGUUUGAUAUUGAAUAUUUUAGAAAAGAUCCAAGACCAUUCUUCAAGUUUGCAAAGGAAAUAUAUCCUGGACAGUUCCAACCAUCUCUCUGUCAUCAGUUCAUAGCCUUAUCGGAUAAAGAAGGAAAACUACUUCGCAACUAUACCCAGAAUAUAGAUACCUUGGAACAAGUUGCAGGAAUACAAAGGAUAAUUCAAUGUCAUGGUUCCUUUGCAACAGCAUCUUGCCUGAUUUGUAAAUAUAAAGUUGACUGUGAAGCUGUACGAGGAGAUAUUUUUAAUCAGGUAGUCCCUCGAUGUCCUAGGUGUCCACCUGAUGAACCACUUGCUAUCAUGAAGCCAGAGAUUGUCUUUUUUGGUGAAAAUUUACCAGAACAGUUUCACAGAGCCAUGAAGUAUGACAAAGAUGAAGUUGAUCUCCUCAUUGUUAUUGGGUCUUCCCUGAAAGUGAGACCAGUAGCACUAAUUCCAAGUUCCAUACCCCAUGAAGUGCCUCAGAUAUUAAUUAAUCGAGAACCUCUGCCUCAUCUGCAUUUUGAUGUAGAGCUUCUUGGAGACUGUGAUGUCAUAAUUAACGAGUUGUGUCAUAGGUUAGGUGGUGAAUAUGCUAAACUUUGUUGUAAUCCUGUAAAGCUUUCAGAAAUUACUGAGAAACCUCCACGAACACAGAAAGAGUUGGUUCAUUUGUCAGAGUUGCCACCAACACCUCUUCAUAUUUCAGAAGACUCAAGCUCACCAGAAAGAACUUCACCUGAUUCUUCAGUGAUUGUCACACUUUUAGACCAAGCAACUAAAAGCAGUGUGGAUGAUUUAGAUGUAUCUGAAUCCAGAGGCUACGCAGAAGAAAAAACACAGGAAGUACAGGCUUUUACUAGGAAUGCUGAGAGUACUAAUGUGGAAAAUCCAGAUUUGAAGGAUGUUGGUUCCAAUACUGCAGAGAAAAGUGGAAGAACUUCAGUUGCUGAAACAGUGAGAAAGUGUUGGCCCAAUAAUAGACUUGCAAAGGAGCAGAUUAGUAAGCGGCUUGAUGGUAAUCAAUAUCUCUUUUUACCACCGAAUCGUUACAUUUUCCAUGGCGCGGAGGUGUAUUCAGACUCUGAAGAUGAUGUAUUGUCCUCUAGUUCUUGUGGCAGUAACAGUGAUAGUGGCACAUGCCAGAGUCCAAGUUUGGAAGAGCCCCUGGAGGAUGAAAGUGAGAUUGAAGAGUUCUACAAUGGCUUGGAGGAUGAUCCUGAUGCUCCAGAGAUUGCUGGAGGAACUGAAUUUGGAGCUGAUGGAGGUGAUCAAGAAGCAGUUAAUGAAGCUAUAUCCAUGAAACAGGAAGUAACAGAUAUGAACUAUCCAUCGAACAAAUCAUAAUGGAAUGUCCAGGUACAGGAAUUGUUUCACCAGCAUUAGGAACUUUAGCAUGUCAAAAUGAAUGUUUACUUGUGAACUCAAUAGAGCAAGGAUACCAGAAAGGUGUAAUAUUUAUAGACUGGUAAAAUACUUUUUUUCAUGGAUAGUUUUUUAACUUCCAUUAUUUCUGUACUUGUACACUCAACACUAACUUUUUUUUUUAAAAAAAGAAAGGUACUAAGUAUCUUUAAUCAGCUGUUGGUCAAGAUUUUAAUUUUCUUUAAAGGUUCAUUGUAUCAUCCAUAAUAUGUAUAUAUGAUUGUUUUUGCUUAGUGAGUUUCAACAUUUUAAAGUUUUUAAAAAGCCAUUGGAAUGUUAAAUUAAUGUAAAGGGAACAGCUUAUCUAGACCAAAGAAUGGUAUUUUCACUUUUCUUUGUUUGAAUGGUUUGAAGUCCUCAAAAUCUCUGUUAUUCUUUAACACAAUUACCUAUUUUUAAACACUGGCAUUUUCCAAAAACCUUGUGGCAGCUAACUUUUUAAAAAUCACAAACAAUGACAUGCAAUGUGAGUAGAAGGAAGUCAACAAUAUAUGGGAAAGCACUCAGUUGUCUUUACUUUUUUAAAGUAAGACUUGGUGCUAAGAGUUUCAAGGAGUAUUGUAUUUAUUGUUCAAAUGAAGAUGGCUUUUGUACUUCCUGCAGACAUGCAGCAGUUAAUGUCUGUUAUCAGCUCAUAAAACUAAACUGAAAAAUAAAUGCUUUGGAGAUGUCUCAGUUGCUUUAGAAACAAUAGUGCCUGCCUGUAUCCCCUUAGUUUUGAAAUAUUUGCCAUUGUUUACCUACCUAUCACUGUGGUAGAGCUUUCAUCGAUCUUUUCCCACAAGUAUUAAACUGCCAAGAUGUGAAUAUGCAAAUUCUUUCUGAAUCUGUAAUAAUGGUACUAUUAGUGAGAAGAGUGUAAUAUUUUGGACUGUUGUUCUUCCAUUAGUGGAGAGCAACAGGCCCAAUUACAGUUUCAAAGUAAAAAGAUGUUAAUUAUUACUCAGACAGAAAGUACAUGUCUCCUGUUGGGAGGAUUUGGUGUAAUGAAUACCAAACUGUUAGUCUAGUAUUAUGGAGAUGAACAUGAUAUAACCUGUAAUAGCAGAAUAGUUAAUGAAACUAGUUCUUAUAAUGUACCUUUAUUAAAAGCUUAGGCUGCCUUAAAACUAGAGAUCAUCUUUCUCAACUGCAGAAGCUUCUAGUGUUUCAAAAAAGUUCAUACUUUAUAAAACUGCAGUAAACAUUUAUUUUCCAGGCUUUUUUUGACAUUACUCCCAAAUUAAAGUAUUCCUAUGUUGGUUUAGUAUUUAUUCAAUAAAAAGGGUUUGAAGUAUAGCUGUUCUUUAUGCAUAAAAUAUUCAGCUAGACCAUUACUGCCAGCGAAGAAAAUUUUGUAUGGCCAUUUCUCUACCUAAAAGAUGUCUCAAUUUGAAUUUGGCUACACUAAAGGAUGCAGCAUAUUUUUAGUUUUCCAUUUGCAUGAUGUGUUUGUGCUAUAGAUGAUAUUUUAAAUUGAAAAAUUUGUUUUAAAUUAUUUUUACAGUGAAGACUGUUUUCAGCUCUUUUUAUAUUGUAUAUAGUCUUUUAUGUAAUCUACUGGCCAUAUGUUUUGUAGACUGUUUAAUGACUGGAUAUCUUCCUCCAACUUUUGAAAUACAAAACCAGUGUUUUAUACUUGUACACUGUUUUAAAGUCUAUUAAAGUUGUCAUUUGACUUUUUCUGUUACUUUAAGUUACAAAACUUAAAUCUUGUAGAAUAUAUGCAACUUUGAGGGUUGUAUGAGAUGCAACCUUUUUGUACUACGUUUCUUCACUCCAUUUAUAACAGUCUUAACUGGCUAGUGCACACAACUGUCAGUGCUGGGCAUAUCACCAAAUGUUUCGGAAGUUAAUAUUUCAACUAUUCUGAGGCUGGAGGCCUUUGCAGGUAAAUAUGGGAAGAAAGGAGCAGGGACUUGAAAAGCCUAAGCUGGGCCUGGUGGUACAUGGCUGUAAUCCUACUUCCUUGGGAAGAUAAUGAGUUAAGCCCUAUUGGU